Molecule: messenger RNA, 1047 nt
Organism: Elephantulus edwardii (Cape elephant shrew)
Lineage: Eukaryota; Metazoa; Chordata; Mammalia; Macroscelidea; Macroscelididae
Product: sodium-coupled neutral amino acid transporter 3-like
Exons: 10
Coding region: 1-1047 (348 amino acids)
Biological process (GO): amino acid transmembrane transport; histidine transport; L-glutamine transport
Molecular function (GO): L-histidine transmembrane transporter activity; L-asparagine transmembrane transporter activity; L-glutamine transmembrane transporter activity
Source: RefSeq, a predicted model, not a curated record
AUGUCCAGCUACCUAUACAUCAUCAAGUCUGAGCUGCCCCUUGUCAUCCAGGCCUUCCUGAACCUGGAGGAGAAAACCUCGGACUGGUAUGUAAAUGGAAACUACCUGGUAAUCCUGGUCUCUGUUGUCAUCAUUCUGCCCCUGGCGUUGAUGCGGCAGCUUGGAUACCUCGGUUACUCGAGUGGCUUCUCUCUCAGCUGCAUGGUGUUCUUCCUAAUUGCAGUCAUCUAUAAAAAGUUCCAUGUGCCCUGCCCUCUGCCUCUGAACUUUGCCAAUGCCACAAGCAACUUCAGCCAUGUGGCGGUCAUCAAAGAGGAGACACAGCUUCAGGUUGAGGCCGAGGCUGCAGCUUUCUGCGCCCCAAGCUACUUCACACUCAACAGGCAGACGGCGUACACCAUCCCUAUCAUGGCCUUUGCCUUCGUCUGCCACCCUGAGGUGCUGCCCAUCUACACAGAGCUCAAGGACCCCACCAAGAGUAAGAUGCAGCACAUCUCCAACCUGUCCAUCGCUGUCAUGUACAUCAUGUACUUCCUGGCUGCCCUCUUUGGCUACCUCACCUUCUACGACGGGGUGGAGUCGGAGCUGCUGCACACCUACAACAAGGUGGACCCGUUUGAUGUGCUGAUCCUGUGUGUCCGCGUGGCCGUGCUGACGGCUGUCACCCUCACAGUGCCAAUUGUUCUGUUCCCGGUGCGCCGAGCCAUCCAGCAGAUGCUGUUUCCGAACCAGGAGUUCAGCUGGCUGCGACAUGUGCUCAUCGCCAUCAUCCUACUCACUUGUAUCAACCUGCUGGUCAUCUUUGCCCCCAACAUCUUGGGAAUCUUUGGGGUCAUCGGUGCCACAUCUGCCCCAUGCCUCAUAUUCAUCUUCCCUGCCAUUUUCUACUUCCGCAUCGUGCCCACUGAGAAGGAGCCUGCAAAGUCCACCCCGAAAAUCCUGGCCCUUUGCUUCGCCAUGCUCGGUCUCUUGAUGAUGGUCAUGAGCUUGAGCUUCAUCGUCAAUGACUGGGUCUCAGGGACCAACCAGCAUGGAGGACACCACUAG